Molecule: messenger RNA, 183 nt
Organism: Clunio marinus
Lineage: Eukaryota; Metazoa; Arthropoda; Insecta; Diptera; Chironomidae
Source: the annotation of a GenBank genome assembly
AUGUUGUCGGUCAGUCGAGUCAAGUCGAUGUUGUUGAAUGUUGUAAAAAGUUUCAUUCAAAAUAUGAAAUUACAACAAUUAAAUUUUCAAAAGUGGAUAAAGAAGAAAUCAAAUCAAAGAGGAUUAAACUGUAAAUUGAUGGGGGAAAAGUUGAUGUACUCACCAAUAUCAUCGGAUUUGUAG